Cercocebus atys (sooty mangabey) is the source of this 2443-nucleotide messenger RNA. It is a transcript of the gene NIF3L1, whose product is annotated as NIF3 NGG1 interacting factor 3-like 1 (S. cerevisiae). NCBI's taxonomy places the organism in Eukaryota, Metazoa, Chordata, Mammalia, Primates, Cercopithecidae. The transcript has 8 exons. The record is from RefSeq and is a predicted model, not a curated record. Bases 439 to 1641 code for a protein of 400 amino acids. Gene Ontology annotation, cellular component: cytoplasm; mitochondrion.
AGUGGGCGAUUUAAAAACCCGCGAGUGUAGUUGUGAUCUUCGCGGUAGGUGCCGGUUGGGGUCGGCUGUGAUUGUUGUGUUGGUGCUGCAGAGCAGAGCAGAAGAGGUUGGGUCAGAAAACUGCCCUGCCGCACGAGAGCACAGCGCACUAAUGGGUCAGGGGUCCUGACUCAGACUUACUGGCUGUGUCUCGUGGUUUUUCACUGCCCUGGAAAAGGCCUGAAGUGGCGCUGAAAUGAGGCGUAGAUGAGGUAACGUUGAGGGAGCGGUUUGCAACUUGCAAAGGGGCCCUACUGAUGCUACUUAGUAGUAACAGUGCUUAAUUUAGGACAGGAGCUGUUUGCAGCUUUACAUAUAAGUCUCGCGAUAUUGUGGCCUGGGCACUACUUCCUUUUAGAAGGAAAAUGCAUAGAAACUUGAACUUUACCUGAUUUCUGUAUGUUGUCAUCUUGUGUACGCCCGGUCCCCACGACAGUCCGGUUUGUAGAUUCUCUGAUCUGCAGUUCUUCCCGUUCCUUCAUGGAUUUGAAGGCUCUCCUUUCUUCCUUGAAUGACUUUGCAUCCCUCUCCUUUGCUGAGAGUUGGGACAAUGUUGGAUUACUGGUGGAACCAAGCCCACCACAUACUGUAAAUACGCUCUUCCUGACCAAUGACCUGACUGAGGAAGUGAUGGAGGAGGGCCUGCAAAAGAAGGCAGACCUCAUUCUCUCCUACCAUCCGCCUAUCUUCCGACCCAUGAAGCGCAUAACCUGGAACACCUGGAAGGAGCGCCUGGUGAUCCAGGCUCUGGAGAACAGAGUCGGUAUCUACUCUCCUCACACAGCCUAUGAUGCUGCACCCCAGGGCGUCAACAACUGGUUGGCUAAAGGGCUUGGAGCUUGUACCUCCAGGCCCAUACAUCCUUCCAAAGCUCCCAACUACCCUACAGAGGGAAACCACCGAGUAGAAUUCAACGUUAGCCACACCCAAGCCCUGGACAAAGUCAUGUCUGCAGUGAAAGGAAUUGAUGAUGUUUCUGUCACUUCUUUUUCUGCUAGGAUUGAUAAUGAGGAACAAACACGGAUUAGUCUGAAUUGUACUGAGAAGGCUUUGAUGCAGGUGGUAGAUUUUCUUUCUCAGAACAAACAACUUUAUCAGAAGACAGAAAUUCUGUCGCUGGAGAAGCCUUUGCUUCUACAUACUGGAAUGGGACGCUUAUGCACACUGGAUGAAUCUGUCUCCCUGGCAACCAUGAUUGAUCGAAUCAAAAGACACCUAAAACUAUCUCAUAUUCGCUUAGCCCUUGGGGUGGGGAGAACCUUAGAAAGAACAAUUCGUAUACUCGUGAUGAGACCAGGAGUAAAAUCUGUAUUAUGUUUAGGAUUCUUGGUACAAAUUAUAAUAGUAAAAAGAAAGGGAAUUGUAAAGUAUUGGUCUCUUGUUUCCUUUGUCUUGAAGAGUCUCAAGUCAAAGUUGUGGCCCUGUGUGCUGGUUCUGGGAGCAGCGUUCUGCAGGGUGUCAAGGCUGACCUUUACCUCACAGAAACUACAACAGAACUGGGACAUACUGCGUUCUUUGUGGAGGGAUGAAAUCAUUGAACAAUUUAUUAUCUCAAAAAUUAAUGGUACCUGCUUUCCCAGCCUCUGCUCCAACUAUGGUUGACUAUGUGACCCCUGGACCAAUGAAUUGAGGGAAAAUAGCUGGCAGUUCUGAGAAAGAUUUUCAUCAGUUAUGUAAGAAAAACCCCUAUUUAUACCCAUCGUUUAAAGCUAUGAAAGCCAUUUUGCAACAUGAAGUAUCAAACCUAAAGAUGAAAAAUGCUGGUGGCAGAGUAAAAAGAUAGGAACAAUCUGGGUCCUUAAUGACACUGUUGAGUCACAUCAACCAUGGAACUUGCAUCUCCAUAUUUGUUUUGAUGUGAGAUACCUAAAUGUCUAUGGCUUAAACUACUAUUAUAGAAUUUUCUGUUGCUGCCUAUUGACAAUGUCAUUCUAACUAAUAUAGCACUCAAUAAAUGGUACUUAUGAUUAUAAUUAUUACUAAUACAUAUACAUACACCAUCCCAGAGUUGAUUCAAGAAUCAUCUUUUUAGACAAACCACAACCUCACCCGUACAACUCCCCAGAAAUAAUAUAGCUAGUUUUACACUUAUUAAAUAAGAAUAAAGCCAGUUUCACAAUCAACAGGCAUAAAACUGUUUUUAAAAGCUAACUUCCAAAAUAUGAGUGAAAAAACUUUAUACUGCAGAGGAUUAUCCCAAGUCAGAAUGUAACAAACGUAAAUAUUAAAAAAAAAAAAAAAAAAAGCUUAAUUUUGUAAGCACAUAUAGCUUAGCAGAUUCAAAUGUGCAUUGACUGCUGCUCAUGGUAUAUGCACAGCUUAGAAGUGGUGGCAGGUAGCAGAAAGUGUCUCUACCUUCUUUACACGUAUGCUUCCUCCAUGUAGGUAUAUAUGUUUUGUGGUG